AUGACGCAAGUAGAAGAACCUCUUGUUGUAACUUCACUACAAACAGCUCUCAGUGAUCAAGCUUUUGCAAUGCACGGUUUAACUCAAUUCUCAGACAUUCAAACUGUCUUGAAAGAAAUGCACGAUAAAAAAGAAAUUCAAGAUGAACAAGGAGUGCAAGAUAAGCAAGAAACACUUACACAAUCACAAUCCAUCGACUCGUCGAUGUCAGGUCAAAACUCGCGUCAAGGUUCUCGUGCUGCCUCAAGAGCUCCGUCACGCUCAUCAUCAAGAGCUGGAUCACGUGCAGUUUCACCAUCUAAUACACCAGUUCCAUUAUCACGUACUAACUCUUCUAGUAGAAUGAAGUCUGAUCUUCCAUCUACACCAGAGUCACCUGACAUAACUAAAACUGGCGAUACGUCAUUUGCACGUUUAGCUAGCCAAUUAGUUGCAAUGAUUAAACAAGCAGAAGAAGCUGUUGAGGUACCCGUAAGAGGUCGUGAAACAAAGCCAAGACAACCUUCUAAUGCUAGCGAAACAUCACAACUUGAUUUCGAUAAUUUUUUAAAUGAUCUUGACACCUAUUUAGAGGAGGAUGGCGAAGAAGUUGCUGGGGAAGGCUUAAUAAAACCAUCAUCAAAGGAAAACACUGAUUUAAUACAAGACCGCAAGAAAGAAAAGAGAGUAGGUCACAGUAAACAAAAAAGCAGGCAAGAGGAGGAAUUUCAACAAAGUUUAGAUGUUUUUGCAAAAAAUUUUAACAACAUUCUUGCAGAGAUUGAACACGAAGUAGGAGGAAAUGACGAUGCUAAUAUUCUUAACGGCGAGAUCAUGCCUCCAAAUAUGUUGUCAUCACAAUAUAUUGAUCCAAUAAAUCAUCCAAGUGAAGAUCUGGCAGACUUGGAUGAUUUUGCACAACAAUGUCGUCUACUCACUCGAGCACUUAUACUUCCAUUUUUACAUGCAACGCACUCAUUUAUGUCCGAGUCACUCCAAACCACCGAUACAUCACAUACACCUAGGUCGGUGACAAGCACUACACGAAGUUUUAUGAAUCUUAUGUAUUGGACAUUUUUGUUUACGCUUGGAACAUUGGUGCUAGAUGCAUGGUUGUGUGAAGUAGCAGGACAACAAGUAAUCAGAAUGGUUGGCAUGCUAAAGCCAGGACAAGUAUUUCACAACAUUGAUAAAAACAACAAUAUUGAACAUCAUCAUCAUAAUGCUAUCGAGUUAGAUCAUCAAGAUGGCCGUCACGAACACGAGGAAGAAGAUCGAGAUUUAAAUAUACCCGGAUCUUUUCCUUCGGCAUUCAAAUGGACACCACACUCAUCCCAUUUAAAUAAUAAUAAAAAAGACAAUGUUAGAAGAGUAAAAAGUGUAGUAUUACGUCGACCAAAACGUAAUGGAUCAUUUAGCGGUGGAGGUCAUUGGGUGAUUAGAACUCGUAAAGAUAUGGGUUAG
Messenger RNA from Entrophospora sp. SA101, 1443 nucleotides. The record is from the annotation of a GenBank genome assembly. Lineage: Eukaryota; Fungi; Glomeromycota; Glomeromycetes; Entrophosporales; Entrophosporaceae.